CUCCUGCUCCCGGCUCCUCCGCCGCUCUCUCCGGUUCCGCCGCCGGCUCCCGGUGCCCCCCCCGGGAUGUGGCUCUUCUCCAGGGACCCUGUCCGGGACUUCCCGUUCGAGCUGGGCCGGAACGAACCGGAACCGGACCCGGAUCCGGACCCGGAGCCUCCGGACCCGGCCCCGCUCUGGCGCCUGCUCCGGGGCCGGCGGAAGGCGGACGGGGCUCCGGUCUCGGUGUUCACCCAUAACCUGUCCGCGGGGGACGCGGCAGCCUCGGCCCUGGCCCGGGCGGGGCUGAAGAGGCUGCGCAGCCUCAGGCACCCCAAUGUGCUGGGGUACCUGGACAGCCUGGAGACAGAGCAGAGCCUGUACCUGGUGACCGAGGAGGUGACGCCGCUGAGGAAGCACCUGAGGCUGCGGCCACCACAUGGGGACAUGGGGGAGCAGGAGGUGGCCUGGGGGCUGCACCAGCUGCUGACGGCGCUCUCGUUCCUGUGCUCCUCGGGCCUCGUUCACAACGCGUUGGGGGUCGGGGCCAUUUACGUGGCUCCGGGGGGGGACUGGAAGCUGGGGGGCCUGGAACGGACCACGGCCGCCAGCGAGGGGGCCCCCCCACCCCCUGGGACCCCCCCGCGGCCCCAUGACCCCCCCGAGCUCAGUGACCCUGCACGGGGGCAGGGGGAGCCCUGGGCAGGUGACAUGUGGCGCUUGGGCUGCCUCAUCUGGGAGGUCUUCAAUGGGCCCCUGCCCCGCCAGGGGGCGCUGCGGAGCUUCGGCAAGGUGCCCCCCGGGUUGGUAGCCGUGUUCUCGGAGCUGGUGGCAGCAGAUCCAAGGUCCCGGCCGUGUCCGGAGCUGCUCCUGCAGCGGCUGCAGCUUCCUGGAGCCUUCCUGAGCUGCAGCCUGGUGCGCACGGCAGCGGCAAUGAGGGAGCUGCAGGUGCUGGAUCCAGGCCAGCGCCGGCUGUUCCUGCAGGGCCUGAGCUCGGGGCUGGAGGAGCUUCCGGAGCCGUUCCUGCGGCACCAGCUGCUGCCAUGUCUGCUGGCGGCUCUGGACAUGGGCAGCGCUGAUGCCAGCGCCCUGCCCGCCAUGCUGCAGGUGGCAAAGCUCCUGGACCCCCCCGAGUACCAGGCCCGUGUGGUCCCUGUCAUCGUUCGCCUCUUCUCGUCCCCCGACCGGGCCCUGCGCAUGCAGCUGCUGCAGCAGCUCCAUCUCUUCGUCGAGUUCCUGCCCGAGGCCACUGUGGAUGCUCAGAUCUUCCCUCACGUGGCCCAAGGAUUCCUGGACACCAACCCGGCCAUCCGGGAGCAGACAGUGAAGUCCAUGGUGCUCCUGGCCCCACGGCUCGGGGAGGGGCCUCGGGGCCGGGACCUCCCCCGGCUGCUGCUGCGGGUGCAGGCAAGCGACGAGCAGGGCCCGAUCCGCUGCAAUGCCACCGUGUGCCUGGGGCGGCUGGGACCGCUGCUGCCCCCUGCGGCUCGGCAGCGGGUGCUGGCCCCAGCCCUGGCUCGAGCCACACGGGACCCGUUCCCCCCUGCUCGAGCCGCAGCCGUCGCAGCCUUCGCGGCCACCCAUGGGUGCUACACAGCACAGGAGUGUGCGAGCAGGGUCCUGCCUGCGCUGUGCGCGCUCACCAAUGACCCCCACCCCGGCGUGCGCAAGGAGGCGUUCAGGGCCAUCCGCAGCUUCCUGGACCAGUUGGAGGCGGCCGCAGAAUCCGGGGGGGCCCCGGAGGGGGAUGCCCCCAAUGCAGCCGCAGCAGAGGGGGGGGCCCCCGGGGGGGGGUUGGGGGCGGCCGUGUCCUGGGCAGUCACCUCCCUCACUGCGCGAUGGAUGGGGGGCGAGGGGGGGGGAGGGGCGGCCCCCCCACAGGGCCCCCCCCAACAGCCCCCCCCCCCCGAGGCCCCUCCCAGCCCCCCAAAAGAGCCCCCCCCCGAGGAGCCCCCCCCCGAGGACACCGACGGAUGGGAUGAGGAUUGGGGCAGCCUGGAGGACAUGGAGCUGCCGCGGAGCCCCCCCCCCAGCAGUGAGAAGGAUGCGGGGCCCCCCCCCCAGCCCCCCCCAUCACAGCCCCCCCCCACCCCCACACAGGGGGAGGAGGAGGAGGGGGGAUGGGGGGUGGGGGGGGAAUGGGGCACAGAGGAUGCAUGGGAGGCACUGCCCAGCCAGAAGGGGCCCCCCCCACGUGACCCGGACCGGCGGCGGCGGCGCGAGCCCGAGGGGAGGCCGCGGGUUGGUCCCUCCAGGCCCCGCCCCCUCAGGCUGGGCGCGCGCAAACAGGACUGAUGGCGGGAAUAAACCACGUGCGGCGGGAGCGGUCACGUGUCUCUGUG
This is a messenger RNA of Melopsittacus undulatus (budgerigar), 2321 nucleotides long. RefSeq names its product SCY1 like pseudokinase 1 (gene SCYL1). Gene Ontology annotation, molecular function: ATP binding; protein kinase activity; protein binding. NCBI's taxonomy places the organism in Eukaryota, Metazoa, Chordata, Aves, Psittaciformes, Psittaculidae. The coding region runs from base 67 to 2274 and encodes 735 amino acids. The transcript has 16 exons. Gene Ontology annotation, biological process: protein phosphorylation. The record is from RefSeq and is a predicted model, not a curated record.